Molecule: messenger RNA, 3664 nt
Organism: Sander lucioperca (pikeperch)
Lineage: Eukaryota; Metazoa; Chordata; Actinopteri; Perciformes; Percidae
Gene: bmpr1ba
Product: bone morphogenetic protein receptor, type IBa
Exons: 11
Coding region: 152-1783 (543 amino acids)
Biological process (GO): dorsal/ventral pattern formation; cellular response to growth factor stimulus; BMP signaling pathway
Cellular component (GO): plasma membrane; signaling receptor complex
Molecular function (GO): ATP binding; SMAD binding; transforming growth factor beta receptor activity, type I
Source: RefSeq, a predicted model, not a curated record
CUCUCUCUCUCUCUCUCUCUCUCUCUCUCUCUCUCUCUCUCUGGCACAUACAUACACACACUCAGAGAGAGGCAGUGUGUGAGUGGCGGACCCUGUCGUGUGGAGUGUAUUGAAGAGAGGAGAAGAGGGGAGCAGAGCAGCAGACUCUACCAUGCCAGUGCAGGGAGAAAGGCUGAAGCGCUGUCUCUCUCUCUGUCUCUGGAGCCGGUGUCCUCUGCUGUUGCUUGGACUGUUCUCUCUUCACACACAAGCACACGGCAAUAUAUUGGACAGUAUGCUGCUAAGAGCUUCUAGUAAGGAGGCAGUGGAGAGUGGGAAGGAGACUAGUGGCAGCACAGCUCCUGCUUCAUCCUCCCAAAGACUACUGUGGUGUCACUGUUAUCACCACUGCCCCGAAGAUUCAACCAAUAAUACAUGCAGGACGGAUGGCUACUGUUUCACCAUGGUGGAGGAGGAGGGAGGGGUACCGGUCCAGACUGCAGGUUGCCUUGGGCUGGUCGGAUCAGAAUUUCAGUGUAGGGACACGGGGAACUCACGUCAAAGGAGAUCGCUGGAGUGUUGUACAGACCAAGAUUACUGCAACAAAAACCUGCAUCCUACACUGCCACCGCUCAAACCACCUCUCUAUGUAGAUGGAAAGAUCCACCACAUGGCCUUGUUGAUCUCAGUCACUGUGUGCAGCAUUAUACUGGCUGUCAUUAUUGUCUUCUGCUACUUCAGGUAUAAGCGCCAGGAGUCUCGUCCUCGGUACAGUAUUGGUCUGGAGCAGGACGAGACCUACAUUCCCCCUGGUGAAUCUCUGAGGGACCUGAUAGAGCAGUCACAAAGCUCAGGCUCAGGCUCAGGGCUCCCUCUAUUGGUGCAGCGAACGAUAGCCAAGCAGAUCCAGAUGGUGAAGCAGAUAGGCAAGGGGAGGUAUGGAGAGGUGUGGAUGGGCAGAUGGAGGGGAGAAAAAGUGGCUGUUAAAGUUUUCUUCACCACUGAGGAGGCCAGUUGGUUCAGAGAGACUGAGAUUUACCAGACUGUCCUAAUGAGACAUGAGAACAUUCUGGGUUUUAUAGCUGCUGAUAUUAAAGGAACUGGCUCCUGGACCCAACUCUACCUAAUCACCGACUACCAUGAAAAUGGCUCCUUGUAUGACUACCUCAAAUCAACCACCCUAGACAAUAAAGCCAUGCUGCGACUGGCCUACUCCUCUGUGUCAGGCCUUUGUCACCUCCACACCGAGAUCUUCGGCACCCAGGGCAAACCCGCCAUUGCCCACAGGGAUCUGAAGAGUAAGAACAUACUGGUGAAAAGAAAUGGGACCUGCUGUAUAGCUGACCUAGGACUGGCAGUCAAGUUUAUCAGUGACACCAAUGAGGUGGACAUCCCUCCUAACACUAGGGUCGGUACAAAGCGCUACAUGCCUCCAGAGGUUCUGGACGAGACUCUGAACAGAAGUCAUUUUCAGUCGUACAUCAUGGCCGACAUGUACAGCUUUGGGCUGAUUCUCUGGGAGAUCGCUCGGCGUUGUGUCUCCGGAGGGAUCCUUGAAGAGUACCAGUUGCCGUAUCAUGAGUUAGUUCCUACAGACCCUUCAUAUGAGGACAUGAGGGAGGUGGUCUGCAUCAAGAGACUACGGCCAUCCUUUCCUAAUAGAUGGACCAGCGAUGAGUGUUUGAGACAGAUGGGGAAGCUGAUGACAGAAUGCUGGGCCCACAACCCGGCCUCCCGCCUCACAGCCCUACGGGUUAAAAAGACACUUGCCAAGAUGUCAGAAUCGCAGGACAUCAAGCUGUGAGCAGGCGCUGCCAGGUGUGUGUUUACACACAUAGAAAGGACACUAACAAUCACACUGGCUCUGGUCCAGGCCGCACAAUCCUUCCUUCCUAGGAAAAGGAGGUGGGACAGGAAACAAGAUCAUCACUUGGAGAUUGCAGGAUCACAAACUUUGAGUCCAGAUGCCCAGAACUCUACAAUCCAAGUCCCCCUUGAAAACAUGCAUUACAGGACUACGGUGGUUAACUAAAACUCAAAUUAAUCAAAUACAAUCUGGCCCUGUGUGGUCCUGUUCUGUCCAUCAGAGAAGAUGAGACAUUUUCAUUUCUGACUAGUGUUAGGACUCUAUAACAAGGUUCCUGUUCACAUGCUCUAAAAGCCCUGGAGAAAGAGAUUUAGUUUAACUUGGCACUGUAGCUGCAGAAAUAUGCAAAUAAGUUACUGACCAGUGAGUGGAAUACUAUACCACUGCUUUCUGUGAAAGCUACCCUUUCUGUAGAUGAAGGUCUGAUUGAAAGACGAAAAGGAUGUGCUUUAGGCAAUCUGUUAUUGCAGCAUGACACCUCCUUUCAAAACACUGUCAACCCACUACUGCCUUUAUGUUGUAAUUGGAUUGAACACACUUUUGUCACUCUUGAAUUGAGGGCUUUUGGUUACAAUGACACUAAGUGACAGAAAAAAAGUAUUUUGAGGCUUUACAAGUUUUGUUUACGCUGGUAACGUUUGUAGACACUGAAAAAAAAGUACACCUGUAUGUUUUGAGUUGUGAUGGGAUAUGAACGUUGCAAAAGCAUAUUUUCCAUGUAAAACUCAAACUCUGCAAGACUCUUUGUGAAAAAUUAAGUUUAUAUGUCCAAAUAAAUUCUGGAUUGAGGCACUACAUGCCUCUGUGUUUCCUUGCCCUGUGUGAGGAGAGGGGACUUUACAGAAUAAUGGAGCAAUUGCAGCAGAACGGUGCCACCCAUAGGUGCUCCGCUGCAAUUACAUAAUGAGAAGUCUGCCUAGGCAAUCAGAAACUGUUGUACACUAACUGUAGUGGUGACUUCUUGCUUGAUGAUGUAGUGAUCUAUUAUAAAUGUGUGGAAUUGUGCCUGUGUUAGUUUAGGGGUACCACAAGUCGUUUGUCACGGGGGACUGCUAUCAUUCAAACACUCACAGAGUGGCUCCCAUAAUUAGGCUGAUGAUGGAUAUGUGUGUUAUGCAGCUGGACCAGAAGCCUUUGCUUAAGACAUAACAUUCAGAAAACAUCUCCAAACUAUCACCGGAAUUACCCUGUGGACAUCACAAAGUCACUUUUUCCUGACCACCAGGCUGCCUUGUACAUGUAAAUUAAAGUACAUGUUGAAGUGAAUCACCAUAAUAAACAAUUUGCAGCUCUCAUAUGGAAAUCCAGUGGCAGUUGAGUCAUUUAAAAUCCAGAUUCUAUCAGGCAAUUUUCUCCACUGAUUCAAAUUCUCAGUUGGUAGCAGUUAAGUAUUAGGAAGCUCACACAGCCUUAUUGCCUCAGUAUAAAAUGGUUCUCAAGGUAAAUCUGGACACCUUUCAUCAUCACAGUUAGCAGUUAGGUUAGGUCUUCCACAGUAGCCUGCCAUCACAUCCAUUCAUUGUUAGCUAAUUUAGUCCAUUUAUAAAAUCCUUGAUGAACUUUCCUUUGGGUCAAUUCGUUUUUGUUUUUUUUUAUUCAAUUUAUUUUUUUUUUUAUCUCUGCCAACUAAAAUAAUGGGAUGCUCUGUCACUGUCGAAGGUGUGGCAGAUUUGUUGUGUUAUACAUGCCCUUUCUUUCCUCUUGGGUGUUGUGCCUUAUUUAAUCUGUACCUACUGUAGUUGUCUGUGAGAGAAAGUGGUAUUUUUAAUUCAGUAAAAAGGUUGAACAUUCCCCCAAUAAAGUGUUUUCACUCAUCCA